This is a messenger RNA of Baudoinia panamericana UAMH 10762, 2364 nucleotides long. RefSeq lists its product as uncharacterized. Gene Ontology annotation, cellular component: membrane. Gene Ontology annotation, molecular function: transmembrane transporter activity. Gene Ontology annotation, biological process: transmembrane transport. The record is from RefSeq and is a predicted model, not a curated record. Lineage: Eukaryota; Fungi; Ascomycota; Dothideomycetes; Mycosphaerellales; Teratosphaeriaceae. Bases 220 to 2193 code for a protein of 657 amino acids. The transcript is spliced from 2 exons.
AAUCCCACGCAACGUGCUCUUCACGUACGGCACAAUUGCUCUGAUCGGCUGCCAUAAAUUUUCUUAGCGGCACCAUCGAUGUGCUUAGGUCCAUUGUAGCAGCAUGGCGAACGCCAUCAGGUCCAAGUAUGUCUUUAAGGCUUGUGCUCUCGUCUUUGACUUUCUGUCGAACGUUAAUCGUCACCUUUGAGACGAACACCUCACAUUUACUCUCGCAGUAUGGCUGACCAGUCGAUGCGAGACUACGGUCUUGCGGCGCCUCAUGGCCCCAACAUGAACGGCCAGCAUGUCGCGACUGACAAUAUUGCCAACCACAUGGGCGGCGACAUGAGCGCCAACGAGAGCUCGGUCUUCCGCACUCUCCUCCUCCCAGACGACAAUUACGAUGAGAACGGCGUCUACUGGGCUGAUAUGCCCAUCAUGAAGCGUAUUGGUUUCGUCAACAAGAUCAACAAUGCAGAGGCUGCGAAGGAGCUUCGCACAAUUGGCCGCAUGAUUGCGUCUGAUCCUCUCAGCCCGGUGAGCUUUUACAUUCGCAACAUGGUCAUUCCAGGUGCUGGUUUGCUUCUCGAAGGUUACGUGCUCUUCUCUAUCGGCAACGUCAAGCCACUCCUUCAGGCAUCUUUCCCUGGCUGCUGGACUCACUACACAGUUUGCAACAAGACUUGGACUCAGGCCAUCGAUUACCUUGAAAUCUGCGGUAUCAUUGUCGGUCAGAUUCUGGUUGGUAUCAUCGGUGACUGGCUUGGUCGCCGCUGGGGUCUGAUCCAGGAUGCCGCUAUCAUGUUCAUCGGUCUUGUUAUGCUUACAGCUGCGUGGGGAACUACGCUCAAUGGCUGGGUCAUCUGCUAUGUCUGGUCGCUAUUCUUCUACGGUAUCGGUGUCGGUGGUGAAUACCCGAUGACGGCCACUGCUGGUAUGGAGAACGCUGUUGGCUCAGGCAAGAUCUCCACCCGCGAUGACCGUCUGCACCGUGGCCGCAAGGUCACCUCCGCCUUCUUGAUGCAGGGCUGGGGCCAGUUCCUCAACCAAGCCAUCCUGAUUCUCCUGCUUCUCAUCUUCCACCGUGGCAAUGGCCGACCGCCAUACGGCCGCGUCGUUACUCAGUGGACAUACCGUGUGUCCUUCGCCAUUCCGGCAGUUGGCACCUUGUGGCUCGUUUACUAUCGUAUCUAUAAGAUGCGGUCGGCAUCCAAGCAACUCCAGCUUGCGAAGAAGAAGCAGCAUGUCACAGGCUACGACGUACAGUCUCUGAAGAUGACGUUCAGCUACUUCGGUGGCCGCCUUAUUGCUACUGCCGGUGGCUGGUACGCAAACGACGUCUUCUUUUACGGCAACAAGCUGUUCCAGGGUGAAUUCAUCGCCGCUCUCAACCCAGGCACAAAGUCCGUCAUGGUCAACUGGCUCUGGAACCUGGUAAACGUUGGCGUUGAACUCGUCGGCUACUACCUGGCAUCAUUCCUUAUUGACAACAAGCUGUACGGCCGCAAGUGGAUGCAGAUCAUUGGCUUUAUCGGCUGCUUCAUCUGCUUCGUCAUCCCUCGUUUUGGUGGUUUCGAAUACUUCUCAGAAGGUGCCGGCAUUCACCGUUUCAUGGCUAUGUACUUCCUGUCCUCGUUCUUCAACCAGUUUGGCCCGAAUUCUGUCUCCUUCCUUGUCGCCGCGGAGGUUUUCCCCACGCCAGUCCGUGCAACGGCUCACGGCUUCUCUGCUGCGUGCGGUAAACUCGGUGCUCUGACGGCGGCCGUUCUGUACAACUACAUCGGCACUGAGGAGCGUUUCCUGGUCGUACCUUGGUUCGGUCUUGGCGGCGCUAUCCUCACUUACCUUUUCCUACCGGAUACCACCGGCCUUGAUCUCAAGGAACAGGAACGUCGCUGGGCAUUUAUCAAAGCGGGCCGCGAGCACGACUACCACGGCAUUGCCAUUCACCCAAAGCAUCUGUCCCUCUGGGAGCGCCUCCGUGGUGUCGGCAAGCACUACAACGCCGAAGAGGACUACAAGCAGCGCGUUGAGGAGAUGCGUGCCGAUUGGGAGUCCGCUAUGGCCCGGCGCGCAAUGGAGAAGGAUGCCAACGAGCCGGAGGAGGACGACGACUGGAGCUCGGAGGUUAGCACUUUCUUCGAACGUACCCGUGGUCAGAAGGCUGGCCUCAAUGGCUUCAACGGCGAGAAGCUACGCGAGGAUAUGUAAAAGCUGUUCGUUACAUUGAGGUAUCGUGCGGAAUAACCGAAACGUGUUCGCCGUGAUAUUGCGCACUGAGCUUGUAUAACAGAAGCUUUACGAGGGUACGGCAGCGUCUUUUGCUUGCUGUAUCUAACAGGAUGUUGAAUAGAUUGUGUAAUGAUGGAUAGCGAAAGGAUC